AUGGACGCAUGAUUUUGAUGCCAAAAUUUGGGAAAAAGAUCUCAGACAUAUUAUCAUCUACGUGGGUCACACUUGAUUGUAACCCAACCAGUCCCAAAACUCUUUACGCUCCUUAUACCAGUCCUAAACUGAAAAUUACUGUUGUCACCCGCCACAGCACCUCUCAGUCAGUAUACAAUUACAGAUAAAAAGCUUCUUCUUCCCAUCAAUGGCUCUCUUCACAUCAAUCUCCUCGAUUCCACUCUCUGUAUCAUCACCAAUCCACCACCGUUUCACUGGUAGCCGGCGAUCUUUACGCCCCUUUGCUUCUUCUCUAAGUCCGUCAGAAUCAUCAUCAUCACCACCUUCAAAAUCUUCACCAGCAACAACAACAACUCCUUCAAGCAAUGAAAAUGCUUUAAGCUCUAGAACCCCAUCAAGCUUCAACUAUACGCUUGCGAACCCAAGUGGGGAUCCGGUUGUUCGAUUUGUCAGGUCCACUGAGACCAACAUUGAAAGGGUAAUCUUUGACUUUCGCUUCUUAGCACUUCUGGCUGUUGGAGGUUCACUGGCAGGUUCAGUGCUGUGCUUUCUAAAUGGUUGUAUUUAUAUUGUUGAUGCAUACAAAGUUUAUUGGACAAACUGUGUCAAAGGGAUUCACACUGGUCAGAUGGUUCUACGAUUGGUCGAGGCUAUUGAUGUUUAUCUUGCGGGGACUGUCAUGUUAAUUUUUGGUAUGGGCUUAUACGGAUUAUUUAUUAGUAAUGUGCCUCCUGAUGAAGCUCCCAAUGUUGAUCGUGCACUCAAAGGCUCUUCCUUGUUUGGAAUGUUCUCUUUGAAGGAGAGACCAAAAUGGAUGAAAAUUAGCUCACUUGAUGAACUAAAGACGAAAGUAGGGCAUGUCAUUGUCAUGAUUCUUCUGGUGAAGAUGUUUGAAAGAAGCAAGCUGGUGGCAAUAUCCACUGGCAUGGAUCUACUAAGUUAUUCUUUCUGUAUUCUGUUAUCUUCUGCUUCCUUGUACAUCCUUCAUCAUCUACACAAGGAAGAAUAAAAAGAUGUUAACUCUGUAAUGCAAUCUACUAUGCUCAGAAUCAUCUGUACGACAGAUAUUUCUUAAUUAUUUUUCAUGUCAAAA
Molecule: messenger RNA, 1114 nt
Organism: Mangifera indica (mango)
Lineage: Eukaryota; Viridiplantae; Streptophyta; Magnoliopsida; Sapindales; Anacardiaceae
Exons: 5
Coding region: 209-1030 (273 amino acids)
Source: RefSeq, a predicted model, not a curated record